Condylostylus longicornis is the source of this 1089-nucleotide messenger RNA. Its product is annotated as nicotinamide riboside kinase 1. The record is from RefSeq and is a predicted model, not a curated record. The transcript has 3 exons. Gene Ontology annotation, cellular component: cytoplasm. NCBI's taxonomy places the organism in Eukaryota, Metazoa, Arthropoda, Insecta, Diptera, Dolichopodidae. Bases 254 to 925 code for a protein of 223 amino acids.
GAUUUUUAUCAGUUAAAAAUUUAAUCAACAUUGUUUAUUCUAUCAUCCGUGUUGAGAUUUUUAAAAUUAUUUUUUGAUGAAAUCUCUAUAGUAGGCAUAAUAAAAUAUGAUAGUAAUUUUGAUAAAAGUAUUCCAUGUUCCUUUAAAAUAUUUGAGAUGUUUCCCGAAUAACAAAAAUAGCAUUGUUAUAAGCAAUAAGCUUUAAUUUAAUGACGCACAAUCAAAUUGAAAAUUUAGUUAUUUGAAACAAAAAAUGACAACCAUAUGUAUAUUUAUUGGUAUAUCUGGAGUAACAUGUGGAGGAAAAACAACUUUAGCUACAUUACUUUGCAAUUUUUUCAAAUCACAUUUAAAUAUUUUGAAUCACAGACCGAAUACAAAACCUGAAAAAUUUUUAAUUGAAAAAUGUAUAAUAGUAUCACAGGAUGAUUACUUUUUACCAGUAGAUGAUAUAAAACAUGAAAAAGUUAAUGGUUUAAAUCAUAUAAAUUGGGAACGUCUUGGUGCCUUAGAUAUGGAAAAAAUGAUAAAUGAUUUAAUAAAUAUUCAAAAGGAGGCUAGUAAAUUAACGAAUUUAAACAGUAAUAGAAAUGAUGAAAUAUUAGAAAUUUUAAAAGUACAAAUUAUUUUAGUUGAAGGUUUUUUAAUAUUGGAAGAUUAUCGAUUAUUAAAAUUAUUACAUAUUAAAUUUCAUUUACAUAUACCAUUGGAAAAAUGUUAUGAAAGACGUAUAAAAAGAGUUUAUGAUCCACCAGAUAUACUUGGAUAUUUUGAAAUGUGUGUAUGGCCUAGUUAUUUAAAUUAUCACGAACAAAUUAAAUUAAUUGCUAAUGUUGUUGAAAUGAAUGGACUUUUAACAAUGGAUUCAUUAUUUACAUUCGCAAAAGAUUAUAUUUUAGAAAAAAUAUUUCAAAAUAAAUUAUAAAUAUUAAAGUUUUUUGGACCAGACUUUUUUAAUGGCUACUUGUAUUUAAAAUACAAUUCUAUGUUGCAUUUUAAAUACAACUAUACAAUAUAUAACGCUCUUUUGUUUUAUAUUAAUUUUUUUUAAAACAAAAUUUAAAAUCAUGUCAACGACACUCUAAAUAU